Messenger RNA from Ceutorhynchus assimilis (cabbage seed weevil), 510 nucleotides. Lineage: Eukaryota; Metazoa; Arthropoda; Insecta; Coleoptera; Curculionidae. The record is from the annotation of a GenBank genome assembly.
UUUUGACAAUGAAUGACAUUUAUUUAUUUAUUUAUGUUUUGUUUUAGGCAAAAAAGUACAAUUUAAUUAAAAAUUAUGUCCCUUGAACAAACGGCUUGCGAAGAAAUUGUUGCAGAUUUGAAGGCUUUCGAACGCAGACUUACCGAAGUUAUAGCUUGUUUGCACCCCUCGACUACCAGAUGGAGAAUCGUCCUUGCAGUAGUGUCGGUGUGCGUGGCGACCGGAGGCAGCCAAUGGAUUUUCGAUCCGGAAACAAGGAUUGUGACGUUGUCACAAUCGCUGGCCAAUCAUCCUUUCUUCAUUUUGUCGACCGUCAUUCUCGUAAUAAUCCUGCUCCUGGGCGUCCACAAGCGAGUGAUCGCCGGCUCGAUAAUCACGUCGCGCACGCGCGAAGUCCUGAGGGACUUCAACAUGUCCUGCGACGACACUGGAAAACUCAUCCUGAGACCGAGACCCGCUACCUGACACAUUUCACUUUCCAAUAAUCAAUAAAUAUCAAUUUUCCAAUAA